This is a messenger RNA of Fonsecaea erecta, 930 nucleotides long. RefSeq lists its product as hypothetical. Gene Ontology annotation, molecular function: C-4 methylsterol oxidase activity; iron ion binding. The transcript is spliced from 3 exons. The record is from RefSeq and is a predicted model, not a curated record. The coding region runs from base 1 to 930 and encodes 309 amino acids. NCBI's taxonomy places the organism in Eukaryota, Fungi, Ascomycota, Eurotiomycetes, Chaetothyriales, Herpotrichiellaceae. Gene Ontology annotation, biological process: ergosterol biosynthetic process.
AUGUAUGCAUCAGAAAACCCAAUCGGACGCCCCAGGGUGAAUUCCACAACCUACGCCGCACCCGUCACUUAUACGGACUACUUUAACGAUAUUGCCGCUUACAAUGUGCACCUGAAUAUCUUCGAAAAACUUUGGGCAGCAUGGUACGCAUACAUGCAGAACGAUGUGCUGGCGACGGGCAUUAUGAGCUUCGUAAUGCACGAAGUGGUGUACUUUGGGAGGUGUGUACCGUUCAUGAUUAUGGACAAGAUCCCCUAUUUCAGGAGAUAUAAGAUCCAGGUGAACAAGAUGCCCACACUUGCUGAACAAUGGGCAUGCGCCAAAUUGGUCCUCCUCUCCCACUUCACCGUCGAACUCCCUCAAAUCUGGCUGUUCCAUCCGAUGGCUCAAUACUUCGGCUUGUCCACGUCCGUCCCUUUUCCUCCUUGGUAUACAAUGGCGUGGCAAAUCGCGUUGUUCUUUGUCCUCGAAGAUGCAUGGCAUUAUUGGUUCCACCGAGUCCUCCACUUGCCUCGACUUUACAAGAUGAUCCACAAGCUGCACCACCAGUACAGCGCACCGUUUGGGCUCGCUGCCGAAUACGCCUCGCCGCUAGAAACCAUGAUUCUCGCAUUCGGCGCGGUCGGGAUCCCCAUCAUUUUUUGCGCGUUGACCAAAAACCUCCACAUCGUUACAAUGUACCUGUGGAUCGUCGGCCGACUUUUCCAAGCCAUUGACGCGCACUCCGGAUACGAGUUUCCGUGGUCGCUGCAUCAUUUCUUGCCUUUCUGGGCAGGGGCCGAUCAUCACGACGUGCAUCACGAGAAAUUCUUGGGAAAUUAUGCCAGUUCCUUCCGGUGGUGGGACGCGGCACUGGGUACCGAUAUUGGAAGCGCUUCCGAAGGGGCGAAGAAGAAGGAAAAGAAGACCGUUGAAGGCAAGAGCGAGUAA